AUGGGACUGAGGUGCGGGAUGAGGACCACCAAGUGCCAGCUGCUGGUGACCAGCCUCUGUGUCAUGCUGCUGGGGUUGUCCAUUGCCACACUAAGCACAGUCACCCACUACGGGCUCCAUUUCACCCUCAUCAGCGACAUCUCCCUGGAGAGCAACUCCUACAGGGUCAUCCACCACGCAGCUUUCUACUUUGGGAUCUGCCUCAGCAUGACCCUGAUCCUUGCAGCCCUGCUGAGCUCUGCCGCCACGGUGCAGGAAUCGCAGUGCCUCACCGCCAUGGGAUUUUUCUGUUUUGCUCUGGCCUUCUGCGGAUUAAUCCCAGCUGCCUGCUGGAGAUACACGCACAGCACGGAGGUGGAAGACAGCAUGAUGGAUGUGUACGAUCUUGUGUACGAGGAGGUGAGGAGGAACGCCUCCAGCUUCAGGAGGCACGAGCUGACUGCCAUCCACGAAGCAUUCCUGUGCUGCGGGAAGCGCUCUCCAUUUGGGGACACGGCCAACGUCGAGCACAAGACGUGCCCAUCUGGCCAAGUGCGCGAUGCGGGACAGGACUGCCUGCGAGAGAUCCAGGACUUCCUGAAGAAGCACAUGGACUUUGUCUCCAUGCUACUGGGCAUCACCAUCGGCUUCACGGUUUAUGGGAUGAUCCUGACUUCAUUCCUCUGGUUCUCCAUCCACUUCAGCAGCAACCUGGACCGGAAAGGCAAAUACACCCUGCGAGAGAGGUAGAAACCCGCCGCCCGAGCAUCCCUACCAGGUAGAGCCAGCUCUUGGCACAGGAAGAUGUCUGAAGUCACCCACAAAAUCCCCUGGGAAGGCGUUGAGUGGGGUCAUGCAGUAGGAUGUGUCACACGUUUCCCCUUCCUGCACUACUAGCUGUCGUGCAUUUCCGAGCUGGUCAGAGCAGAUGAUGCUCUGAGGACAAGUCAUCCCACACCUUCACCGAAAACGGACAAGGACUGAGACACGCACCUGGGCUUGGAGAUUCAGAUCGCCUCGCCGGGGGACGUACAGGCUGUAGCUCCACAAGCAGGACACAAAGAGCCCCUUAGGACAAAAAUGGAGAGAAAAGCCCAGCAAAAAUCACAGCAUUAAACCAAACUUCUCUUGCGCUGUCAUCUGAGCAGUUCCCUGUAACCCUCAAAGAUGCAAUAUUUCUAGGAAGGUGGCUUUGGAUCACAGCCCAGGACUGAUCUUGUGCUAUCAGCAAAUACAUGGACACGAAGUGUGUCAUUGCUGAUGGGAAACGUGCUCUCCUAGCCUGGACACUCAUAAUAAUUGACUUUGGGCACGUUUCUGAUCGUGCUCGAGUAUGUAGGCAUCCAACGACCAUUGACUGUUUUUCCCCUGUUUUCAAAUAUUGCCAGGUUUACAGAGCUUUUGGUAGAGAUUAGGAAAAAAAAUCAGAAAGCAGUGCAUGAGAUUUGAAACAAAUGACCAGCAUAAAGACAUAUCCCUCUGUUAUUCCUUCUUGCUAAUGCAAUACACCAUUAUUUUUUAAUUCUUAGGAUUUAGUCAACCUCCUAGAGCUUGAUGCCACACUGAUUUCACAGGGGCUUGUUCAACUUCCAGCCUUAGCUCUGUGUUUAUCUGGCUUCACUAACCCACCGCACUGCUGUGCAAUACAAAAGGACUUUGAUAUUACACGUACACGCAGGACUGAAGUUUAAAUCUGUAAGAGAACAGGACUGAUCUCCAGCCAAGUCAAACAAUACAAUGUCCAACUCCACGUCCUCUUUACGUCACCUUAUCAAUAAUAAACAGAAAUUUUAAAAGCUUCAAUCAACUGAAUCAGUCUAGCUUAAAUGAUGGCUCCCUGGUGUGCUUUGCCCUCAUUGCAAGGAGGCAGAGCCGCUUCUGAGCUGAAACCCAUCAUUGCAAUAGAUUUAGCACCUGCUGGAAAACCUGCUGCAAACUUAUAUGGCUAUGUGAAAUGUCUGUUGAACCAACAACAGCUUUCCCCCCUCGCCUUCGUUGUGGCUUUUAGCCAUGAAAAACAGUAAGUAGCAAUUGUUCAUUGAGAUAAACGUGGAAACCCCGUGCUGAUGUUCAGGACAGGUCCUGGCCCUCAGGCAGGGGCUGCUACACAUACCAGAACAGCAGUACAGCCUACAGCACCCGGUUAGCAUUUUAACAUGGCUGCAGACAUCUUGCAUUGGAAAGAAUUGUGUUGGGGGCGAGGGGAGGGCUAUCGCUCCUCAUCCCACUCCCUUGGAACCAGUGGAGCUUCACCAUUGACUUCACUGGAAACAGAAUCAAGUUCAAAUUGCUCCAGAGUAUCACUCGAGCUACCUCCUGGCAGCCACCAACAUGCCUCGGUCUAGCAGCAAUUUAGUGAUGAUACGCACUUGCCAACACACCCACUUUCUAGCAGUGUGGAAAGAUUCACUUAUAUGUAUAUAAGCACUAAUAAGUAUAUCGUUCUCUGGAGAGAGACAAUCUCCCUUGUGAGCUCCAGCUGCUAUUGUCCAGGCCACUGCUAUUGUUAUUCCUCAGGCCAGCUGGCAGCUCCUGUGACUCAUGGUUGCUUCAAUAAAGACGAAUU
Molecule: messenger RNA, 2545 nt
Organism: Aptenodytes forsteri (emperor penguin)
Lineage: Eukaryota; Metazoa; Chordata; Aves; Sphenisciformes; Spheniscidae
Gene: TSPAN32
Product: tetraspanin 32
Exons: 8
Coding region: 1-729 (242 amino acids)
Cellular component (GO): membrane
Source: RefSeq, a predicted model, not a curated record